Messenger RNA from Spirometra erinaceieuropaei, 726 nucleotides. NCBI's taxonomy places the organism in Eukaryota, Metazoa, Platyhelminthes, Cestoda, Diphyllobothriidea, Diphyllobothriidae. The record is from the annotation of a GenBank genome assembly.
AUGGCUGACGAGUACGCAGACUUGAAGCAGAUGUUGCAGCUGCAGCUGAAGCUGAUGGAGGCUCUGACCGUCAAGCUAUCCAAUUCAUCCAUGGGCCAAUCAAGCGCGGCUGGUGGUUCACAAUCUGUUGAUCACAUUGCCGACAGCAUCACUGAAUUCCUGUAUGACCCGCAGGCCCAUAUCACCUUUGAGUCCUGGUACAAACGAUACGAGGACUUGUUCUCGGUCGAUCUGGCUGCCCAGGACGAUGCAUGGAAGGUUCGACUCCUUCUUCGCAAACUGGAUGCGGCUGAACACGAGCGUUAUGCAAACUUCAUCCUCCCCAAGAAUCCCCGAGAGGUCGCUUUCAAGGACACGGUUGAGACGUUGUCGCAGAUUUUUGGUGAGCAAUCAUCCCUCUUCAACACUCGAUUUCAGUGUCUGCAACUGUGCAAACGAGAUUCCGAUGAUUUCAUCACAUAUGCGGGCAUUGUUAAUCGUGAAUGUGGGCGUUUCCAACUCGGUUCGCUCACUGAAGACCAGUUUAAAUGCCUUAUAUUUAUCUGCGGCCUCCAGUCCCCCAAGGAUGCUGAUAUCCGGACACGUCUCCUGUCCGAAGUGCAGCAGAACAAAUCCACCACACUCCAAAAGCUGGCAGCAGAGUGCCAAACGCUGAUCAAUGUCAAGCACGACUCUGCAAUGAUUCAAAACCCGGCCUCAUCUUUCUCAGUCCAUACAUUUUCCUAA